AUGCGGCCUCUAGCUUUGACCUCACUUGUUGCUGUCACCCUUGUGACCCUUUGGGUCGUGGUUCUGGGUGAGGAGUGUUACUUUAGCCAAGAGCCAGACCUACGCCAGAAUGGACGUCUUCGCUGGGUCUUGCCUGGGAGUAAGAGCGAUCACUGUCGGUGUACCAGCAUCUGGCCGGGUCCCUUGUACACCAAGCCGCUCCAGAGAUCACAGGAACCGUUCUACACGGAUACUCCAAUCUUUACCAGCGACCAGGAGGAGAUUCAUCACUUCUUUGACUGUCAUGAUUGCGAAGUCUUGAAUAACCGUGGUAUCCGCCAGAGUGGUGUGUAUACCAUCUACCCGUCGAUGUAUACUGACGGCCUGGAGGUCUACUGUGAUAUGAAGCCUCGCCCAUACGGCUGGAUUGUGUUUCAGAAGCGGUUUGACGGGUCGGUCAAUUUCAUUCGCAACUGGACCGAGUACCGGGACGGAUUCGGCGAUCUGACGGGCGAGUUCUGGCUGGGAAACGAGAAACUUCGUCAGCUGACAUCGAAGCAUAAAUGGUUACUACAGAUUGAUCUGUCAUUUGACGAUCAGGUCAACUGGAUAAACACUACCAGAUACCGAUGGCCGUUUCGUGUCGAAGGAGACAACUACACCCUGAGGGUGGAGGGACUAGUCGGUAAUGCCCCCUUGCCAUCAAGCCAGACACCACGCCCAUUCUCCACCUACGAUAAAGACAACGAUGGUGAGGACCAUCUCAACUGUGCUGCUCUGACGAGAGGAGGUUGGUGGUUUGGCGACGCGGAGUAG
Molecule: messenger RNA, 795 nt
Organism: Acanthaster planci (crown-of-thorns starfish)
Lineage: Eukaryota; Metazoa; Echinodermata; Asteroidea; Valvatida; Acanthasteridae
Product: microfibril-associated glycoprotein 4-like
Source: RefSeq, a predicted model, not a curated record